AUGAAUACCAUGUUUGAGAUGAGUUAUCUGGGACUCUUGACUCAUUACUUGGGAAUUGAAGUGAACCAAAAAGAAGAUGGGAUUACUAUGAAACAGGAGUCAUAUGCCAAAAACUUGCUUAUCAAAACAGGUAUGCAAGAUUGUAAUCCCACAAAGACUCCUAUGGAACACAAGCUCAAACUCCGGAAAGAAUAUGAAAGUGAACUGGUGAAUCCCAUAGAAUAUCGAAGCAUAGUUGGUGGAUUGAGAUACCUAACUCAUACCAAACCAGGCAUAUCCUUUGUUGUUGGAAUUGUGAGCCGAUUUAUGGAGAAGCCAAUUGUGAAUCACCUUUAA
Molecule: messenger RNA, 336 nt
Organism: Lactuca sativa (garden lettuce)
Lineage: Eukaryota; Viridiplantae; Streptophyta; Magnoliopsida; Asterales; Asteraceae
Source: RefSeq, a predicted model, not a curated record